AUGACGUUUGGUACGCGAUUAAAUCUGAGUAAACCACGUGAGGAUGAAGAGAGUUUAUCAUCUUUAUCUUCUAACGACGACCAGGAGCAAGAGAAGAUGAUCAAGACGAUGGAAGAGGGUGAAGGAUCAAGCUCUGAAGAAGAUUCCGAUGAAGAGUUUGAGAUUCCACCGGGUUUUGAAAGCGUGAAAGGCAGUGGAGCUGUGACACGUGAAGCAGUGAUACAAAAUGACCAAGAGCUGUGGUUCUUCAAGUUGCCCAAGGAUCUGGAUGCAUCAGCACUGGCUAAUGUGACGAUUAAAAUCAAUGAGAUGCAUGCUAGAGUAACACGUGGAGAGCAAUUAGCAACGAUUACAGCUGGAAAUGAUAACAAGAAGUACCUGCUGCAGAGUGAAGAUCAGAUGCUUACGGAUCAACUUGUGAACGCAUUGCCACUUGCAUCAAACCGUGCGCGCUUUUUGCUUGGCAAACCAUUUUCACGGUGUUUUUCUCUUGUGGAAGACUAUGUUGAUGCCUCUCCUGUAGUAGGAAAGAAGAUGAAGAGAAGCGAGGAAGCCACUGCGUCACCCGUUGUAGAGAAGCGUAAGAAAACGUCGGACAGUGAGAAACAUAUGUCCAAGAAGGCUAAACACAAGAAGUAA
Molecule: messenger RNA, 639 nt
Organism: Peronospora belbahrii
Lineage: Eukaryota; Oomycota; Peronosporomycetes; Peronosporales; Peronosporaceae
Source: the annotation of a GenBank genome assembly